Molecule: messenger RNA, 1807 nt
Organism: Exaiptasia diaphana
Lineage: Eukaryota; Metazoa; Cnidaria; Anthozoa; Actiniaria; Aiptasiidae
Exons: 5
Coding region: 575-1657 (360 amino acids)
Cellular component (GO): membrane
Source: RefSeq, a predicted model, not a curated record
GGGUUCACUGGAGUUUUAAACAGUAUGUCAAUAAGAGGACAUACAACUCAAAACCCUGCGAAUCGUCUAAAUGGGAGGCAGCCACUUCAACAUUUCAUGGUCGCUUACAAAUGAUAGUAAUAAUAGAGGCCAUUUUGGCAAAGGGUGUAUACUAGGCCUUGUGAAGAAAGAAAAAAGGAAAACACAACGAAAACAGACACUAUCUACCUAUAGYAGUUAUACGGAAUCAUUCCGAAGAACUAAAAUCGUCCAAAAACUUGAUAUAUCCAAUUGCAAACAAGUAUACACGCAUGGCUGAACCAUCUCUGUUACCAAGGAACCCUAUGACGCACCUAGCGAUAAUAACAAGUCUCAAGCAGAUCACGAUUGAAUAGCCGUCACAGACUUCACGUUAAAGCAUAUCAUUGUCUUUUUAGCGUAUAAAGACCGCUUUUCCCUGAAUAAUUAUAAACAAAAGCGUAUAGUUACUGUCAUCAUCUACUGGGAAUUUUCCAAGGUUUGUGUCCUGAGAUAUCCAAAUGCUGGUUGAUAGUAAUACGGUACUUAUACGAACAAAAGUAAAAUCAAGACACCUAUGACAACCUUAAAUACAGUGAUCAAAGUUGAUGCAGAUGAAGGUAAUUUAACUGGUGACAAUGAUUUACAACUCGAUGAAAGCGAGAUAUUGUCAAGCACGCGAAUCAAGCAAAGACGAGCGACUGUGGCUCCGACAGCGAUACCAUCUGCACAGCUGCCUCGAUAUUUGCGAGAUAGUGGUCGCUACGGAAGCAAUAGGACRAGACGUCAAUCAAUGCCAGCUCAGUACAUAAGUAAACAACCUUUGCCAAGUAUCCGGCUACCAACGGAGGCAAACGAUCUCUCUGAAUGUCAAUUAGAGAUCGAUAAAUCUUCGGCCGUAAAGGAAAAAAAGGAUAUUCAAACUCAGCCACCCAAAACUCCUGUUAAAAACUGUAGAUCGUUUCCAUUGGAUUAUCGAUUACAACAUAGCCCGAAGUUUAGCSGGCACAGUUACGACUCUACUGAAAACAUUGAUAAUUCGACGGGAAAUUGUACGACAAGUCCAGGAUUUGUUAUCCCUCGAAUAGGCGUUGAUAAUAAUGGAUACCAUCACACAAGUGACCUUGAAUUGAGGAUCUCUUCCCAAAAACCAUCCCCUSAAKUAUCAUCAGACCGUCAUCAAACAAAACUGUGCACCACUGCCCAUUCYGACAAAAUGCGAAGGCACUCAAUAGCAGUKUCAAAAAUUAGCGAUUCGAACCGAAUAGGAGCCAACAGUACUUUGCCCGGCAUGACAGAUUUGGGGAAAUAUGAACGAUAUCUUUGUAAAAGUCGGGAUCGCAUUAUAUCAGUGCCUUCCGGUGAUGACUCGGAGUCUGUUCGGAUUUCUGCUGCAGGAAAAAUGAGUCGCUAUGUGCCUAAACCAGACAAUCACUUGUUCCUGUCGAUUUUUAGUUGUUUGUGUUGUCCAAUGAUAGGYUUAGUUGCUGUUAUCUUUGCAGUUCAGGUCGACCAAAACUACGAAAAAGGCAAGAAAGAAGUCUCGGUUACUAAGUCAAAGAAUGCUAGGUACUGGGCACUCUCGGCCGUUGCUGUAGGAAUGAUGUUAAUCAUUGGUGCCUCAAUGUACGGUGUUAUUGUAUUUGCKAUGAUGGGUUAAMAUGACMCUUAAACCAGGUCUACAGCUGAUCUCCUUCCUGCCCCAUAGGGUGCUUUGGAUUGUAGUCAAAGGUCGUCAAACGCAGUUCUCGCGAUUAUAUGCAAUAAAGGUUAAAACAUAAUAAGUCUGAACUUGAAGCUGCUUUUAAAA